AUGACUGCUUCGACAUGGUAUGAUUCCUGGAAUUCUCUGUGUCCUCUAUCAGAUCACUUAUCUCCUAGAAUGAUCACUAGUGCUGGAUUUUCUCUCAAUGAAAAGGUAGCGGAUAUUAUUGUUUAUAAUACCUGGAAAUGGCCAAGUGAAUGGACGGAUAGAUUCCCAAAUAUUCAGAUCCCUGUUUUGAAUACUUUGGAAUUGGAUCGACUUAUGUGGAAAGAUUCUAACCAAUAUCUGCUGGAUUUUUCGGUCAAUGUGGUGUGGGAGGAUCUGCGUCCUCAAGCUGCUAUAGUGGAUUGGUUCCCGAUUGUUUGGUUUAAUCAGAAUGUACCGAAGCAUGCUUUUAUCUUAUGGCUGAUUUUUAAACAAAAGUUGAAGACUCAAGACAUGAUGGCACAUUGGGAUGUGAAUAGAUCUCUUUCUCUUUGCUGCUCGUUGUGCGAGCUACAACCGGAUUCUCAUAACCACCUGUUUUUUGAAUGCCCUUUUUCUUCACAGGUUUGGAAUUCUGUCAAGUCUAGAGCGGAGUUGAAUAAUGUUGCUCCAGAUUGGAUGUCUAUUGUUGCUACAAUUAUUCCUAUAGCAAACAAGUCCUCUGUGCAAAGCGUUGUUGCAAAACUUGUUUUGGCUGCAUCUACAUACUUUAUAUGUGAUGAACGUAAUGCAAGAUUAUUUCGUCAACAAAAAAGAACGAGGGAUCAAUUAAUUGGUGUUAUUGUUCAGACAGUAAGGCUCAAACUCCUUACGUGCAGAUUCAAGAGGACAAGGCGUGUUGAGCGGUUCUUAACAGCUUGGGAUUUACCUUUCUCGUUAAUUCACUGA
Erigeron canadensis is the source of this 825-nucleotide messenger RNA. RefSeq lists its product as uncharacterized. The coding region runs from base 1 to 825 and encodes 274 amino acids. The record is from RefSeq and is a predicted model, not a curated record. NCBI's taxonomy places the organism in Eukaryota, Viridiplantae, Streptophyta, Magnoliopsida, Asterales, Asteraceae. The transcript has a single exon.